GCACCGAUCCCCAAGGUUUCGAUCACAUAACUUCGCAGCUUGCUCCGGGGUGAUCCUAGGCUCUGAUAAAUCCCUAUUAUCAACCUAUUCAAGCUCAAUUGCAAUCAAUACCAGACACCGAGAAACAAACGUAGACUCUUUGCUGUGACUUCGGACCAAACAUACCUGACAACUAUUCAUAGAAUGCCAUUAAUGGAGUCAAAAGAUGCCAUCAAACUUCUGAAUUCUUGAGCUGAUGAUGGGAAUUAGAUCUAUUGAUCCAAUCUUAAGAAUCUACCUUAGCUCUGUUUUGCUUGCCGCCGAAAAAUAAGCGAUUCAAGCUCGUCCGUCCGAUCUCCAAUCUUCAAGUUCCGACCCAACCUAAACGCUUUCAGCAUAUGAAACCCAUUUCAAUGUGGAGAAAAUCUUUCACUUCAUCUUGUAGAAAAUCGAUCAAACUCAAACCCGAUGGCCAUGGCGCCGUCGGUACUCCACCUCUUCAAUCCAACGCAGCCCCAUUUCCUCGGAGUGAAUUGAAUGCCCACCAAUUGUUCGACAAAACGCCUCACUUAAACGUAAUUUCAGCAACCGUCGAGAUUGGGCGUUGCGCAAGGCAACACCAACACGAAGAGGCAUUAUAUCUCUUUUCUGCAAUGUUAAUGUUAAAUUUAAGGCCCAACGAGUUCACUUUUGGAACUGUGAUUCACUCUGCAACUGCACUUGGAGACAUUGAUAUUGGCAAGCAACUUCAUGUAUGUGCCUUAAAAACAGGCCUUCAUUCUAAUGUGUUUGUUGGUAGUGCACUUUUGCAUUUGUAUGUCAAGUUGAGUGUCAUUGAGGAAGCUCAAAAAGCUUUUGAUGAUAUCAAGAUGCCAAAUGUGGUUUCUUACACUAGUUUGAUCUCUGGGUACUUGAAAAUGGAGAGGAUUCAUGAUGCUCUCCGAGUGUUUGAUAAAAUGCCCGAGCGAAACAUCGUGUCGUGGAAUGCGAUGAUUGGUGGGUUUAGUCAAAAGGGACACAAUGAGGAUGCUGUGCACUUGUUCAUUGAUAUGCUUAGAGAAGGGUUUUUGCCUACUCAAUCUACUUUUCCUUGUGCUAUAUGUGCUGCUGCUAAUAUAGCAUCCAUUGGGAUAGGGAGGAGUUUUCAUGCCUGUGCUGUCAAGUUCUUGGGCAAGCUUGACGUGUUUGUUAGCAAUUCGCUUAUUAGCUUUUAUGCAAAAUGUGGAAGUAUGGAAGAUAGUUUGUUGGUUUUCAAUAAAUUACUUGAUGAAAGGAACAUAGUUUCAUGGAAUGCUGUCCUUUGUGGUUAUGCUCAAAAUGGUAGGGGAAAGGAAGCUAUAGAUUUCUAUCAAAGAAUGAUUUUUGCAGGCUGCAAACCGAAUGGUGUGACACUUCUUAGCUUGUUAUGGGCUUGUAAUCAUGCUGGCUUGGUUGAUGAAGGUUAUGCGUACUUCAAUCAAGCGAGACUUAAUAACCCCAACCUACUAAAACCUGAGCAUUAUGCUUGUAUGGUUGAUUUGCUCUCACGUUCGGGUCAGUUUAGACGAGCAAAGGAAUUUAUACACGACCUACCGUUUGAUCCAGGAAUCGGGUUUUGGAAAGCAUUGCUUGGCGGUUGUCAAAUUCACUCAAAUGUGGAACUGGGGGAGCUUGCAGCUCAAAAAAUCCUAGCCUUGGAUCCAGGUGAUGUCUCGUCAUAUGUAAUGAUGUCGAAUGCGCAUUCUGCAGCCGGGAAAUGGCAAAACGUAUCAAUAUUAAGGAGGAAAAUGAAGGAGAAAGGGUUAAAGAGAAUUCCAGGUUGCAGUUGGAUUGAUGUUAGAAGCAAAGUUCAUAUAUUUGUUACUAGUGAUAAGAAUCACCGCCAAAAGGAUGAAAUUUAUGUUGCCUUGAGGUUCUUUGUUGAGCACUUGAAAGAAAGUGAAGAUUUCAACUUUCUUUCAGAUUCAUAAUUCACAAUCUAUUAUUAAUUAAGUUAAUGUUAAACUUAA
This is a messenger RNA of Benincasa hispida (wax gourd), 1967 nucleotides long. Its product is annotated as pentatricopeptide repeat-containing protein At5g42450, mitochondrial-like. Lineage: Eukaryota; Viridiplantae; Streptophyta; Magnoliopsida; Cucurbitales; Cucurbitaceae. The record is from RefSeq and is a predicted model, not a curated record. Gene Ontology annotation, molecular function: RNA binding; protein binding. Gene Ontology annotation, biological process: RNA modification.